This is a messenger RNA of Cucurbita pepo subsp. pepo (vegetable marrow), 3927 nucleotides long. Lineage: Eukaryota; Viridiplantae; Streptophyta; Magnoliopsida; Cucurbitales; Cucurbitaceae. The record is from RefSeq and is a predicted model, not a curated record.
GAAAGAAAGCAUAUUGAUGUUAAAUGUCUUUCUUUUUUCCUCUUGAUUAUUAUAUGUAACUCUCAUAUGUUCCUACGUCUAAAUUAGUCCUUAAUCAUUUUCUUUCUGUAAUUCGUUUCUUUGUCGUUAUUCGGAUUGCUCCUUCAAUACCCUUGUUUAUGUAUUGAGUGUGCUGUCUAUUCACAUUGAAUUGCACUUAGCUCUAUAACAUAGCUUGUCUCACAUCCCAAUUUGUUUUUUGGAGUGUGAUUUGUGUGUGCUCAAUUGUGAGGGUGAGUUUGUAAGGGAGUGACACAUUGAUUCGAGUGUUGAGUGCUAAACACGAGUGAACUACAUUUACGAGUGAAUACACGUGAGGGAGCGCUUGUGAGGUCCUUUUUUUUUCUUUUACCUUUCUUUUGUAGCAUGGAAAAUCCAGACGACAAUACUAACAUUACUGAUGCACGAUUGAGAGAAGCACAACAACGAACCAUGGAAAGACUAAUUCGAGGAAUAGAAGAGUUGACUGAUCGAAUAGGAAGAUUGGAGAUUCAAAAUCAAGCACGACAGAGGAUUCCACAACCUACGCCCUCAACCGAUACAUAUGAGGGCGACAAUUCUGAUCACCACGAGGAUAAUCCACAUGCGGUUGGUCAUGGCUUGAUGCGAGGGCGAGACCAUGGAAGAAGGUAUCAUAAUUUACAACAACGAGUUCCUUAUGAUGAUAGAAUUGAUCGUAACGUGGGGAGCAUCAAAUUAAAACUUCCCAAGUUUUAUGGCAAAACCGAUCCAGAGGAGUACCUUCAAUGGGAGAAAACGGUGGAGUCGGUGUUCAACUGUCAUAAUUUUAGUGAUAAAAAGAAGGUACUGUUAUGCAUUGCUCAAUUCAAACAAUAUGCUCAAAUUUGGUGGGAUAAAUUGAUGUCAAGUAGGAGAAGAAACCUUGAAGCACCAAUUGAUUCAUGGUACGAGUUCAAAGAGUCCAUGAGGAAGCGUUUUGUUCCACAAUAUUUUCAACGGGACAUGGCGCAAAAGCUUCAAGCAUUGAAACAAGGACGCAAGUCUGUGGAAGAUUAUUACAAGGAGAUGGAUACAUUGAUGGAUCGACUUGAUCUCGAUGAGGACAUGGAGGCUCUCAUGGCGCGGUUUCUUAAUGGGUUAAACACAGAGAUUGCAGACAAGACUGAUUUACAGCCUUAUUCUAAUAUUGAGGAGUUGUUGCACAUUGCAAUUAAGAUCGAGAGGCAAAUCCAAAGAAGAUCUCAACGGUAUUCUUCUAAAACUUUUCCCAAUUCUACUUCUACAUGGAAAAAGGAUAGUAAGAACAUUGAUUAUAAGCAUAGAAAUCCAGAGAUUAAUGAGAAGCCUCAAGCUAAAUUUGAGAAAGGGGAGAGUUCUAGAACAGGGAAAGAAAAAGUAGAAAAGUCUAAUGUUCGAAAUAGGGAUUUAAAGUGUUGGAGAUGUCAAGGGGUAGGACACUAUAGUAGAGAUUGCCCGAAUGCAAGAAUUAUGACCAUCAAGGAGGGAGAAAUUGUUACGGAUGACGAGGCACAUGACGACAUAAAUGAGGAAACUGAUGAGAGUGAGGAGUUUAGCGAAGAGGACCCUACACAUAUAUCUUUGGUUACUCGACGAGCUCUAAACACCCACAUUAAGGAGGACGGCCUAGACCAAAGAGAGAACUUGUUUCAAACUCGUUGUCUUGUUCAAUCUGUACCUUGUAGUGUUGUCAUUGAUAGCGGUAGUUGCACCAAUGUUGUGAGUUCCAUUCUGGUCAAAAGACUUAAUUUGAAGACACAACCACAUCCAAGACCCUACAAGCUUCAAUGGUUGAAUGAUUGUGGGGAAGUACGGGUAACUCAACAAACUCUUGUUUCAUUUACUAUUGGAAAAUAUGUUGAUGAUGUUUUAUGUGAUGUUGUAUCCAUGCAUGUUGGAGAUUUACUACUGGGGAGGCCAUGGCAAUUUGAUCGUCGGGUAAUGUAUGAUGGGUAUGCAAAUCGAUACUCUUUUACUCACAAUGGUAGAAAAACUACUCUUGUUCCAUUGUCUCCAAAAGAUGUAUUUAUUGAUCAUUGCAAACUUGAAAAGAAAAGGCAAGAGGCUGAUGCAAAAGCAGAGAUUGAAAAAGAAUCAAGUGAAAAAAUGAGCUUGAGUGAAAAGCAAGAGAGUAACACUCAGCCUAGAGAAAAAAAAGAGAGAAAAGCCAAAUCAGUAAGCUUGUAUGUUAGAUCAAGUGAGGCUAGGAAUGUUUUGCUCUCUAACCAGACUAUUCUUGUACUUAUGUGCAAGGGGUCUUGUUACUUUACUAACAUGCUUAACCCUUCUUUGCCUAGUGAUUUUGUUGUGCUUUUGCAAGAGUUUGAAGAUUUAUUUUCUGAGGAGAUGCCUAGUAGUUUGCCACCACUUAGAGGGAUUGAACACAAGAUUGACUUCAUUCCUGGCGCGCCCAUUCCAAACCGACCAGCAUAUAGGACUAAUCCAAAGGAGGCUGAAGAGAUACAAAGGCAAGUAAGUGAACUCCUUGCUAAAGGGUAUGUACGUGAAAGUUUGAGUCCUUGUUCUGUUCCAGUUAUUCUUGUACCUAAGAAAGAUGGUUCUUGGCGUAUGUGUGUUGAUUGUAGGGCUAUAAACAAGAUAACUAUAAAGUAUAGGCAUCCAAUUCCUAGAUUAGAUGAUAUGCUUGAUGAAUUGCAUGGAUGUAGUCUUUUUACUAAGAUUGAUUUAAAAUCGAGUUAUCAUCAAAUUCGCAUGCAUAUUGGGGAUGAGUGGAAAACAGCUUUUAAAACCAAGUAUGGUCUUUAUGAAUGGUUGGUUAUGCCUUUUGGAUUAACUAAUGCACCUAGUACAUUCACGAGACUAAUGAACCAUGUCUUACGAGAAUACUUACCUAGCUAAAUUCAAGAGUUUGCUAUUCAUACGAACCAUGAAAGUUUGAAGCACCUCAAAAGCCAAACAAAGCUAAAUAGGAGACAUGCUAAAUGGGUGGAAUUCAUUGAGAUGGUUCCUUAUGUAAUCCAUUACAAAAAGGGGAAGGAUAAUGUGGUCGCAGAUGCAUUAUCAAGAAGGUAUGCUUUAUUUUCUUCCCUUACUGCAAAAAUUCUUGGUUUUAAACACAUGAUUGAAUUGUACAAAGUUGAAAAAUCUGAAUUUUAUGAUGUGUAUAUGCAAUGUUUAGAAGGGAAACAUGUGCAAGAUCAUAUGGUGUUCGAUGAUAUGCUUUUUAGGAAGGGUAAACUUUGUAUCCCUAGAUGUUCUAUUCGAGAGUUACUUGUGAAGGAGGCUCAUGGGGGAGGACUUAUGGGACAUUUUGGAGAAUUUAAAACAUAUAGCAUGUUGUGUGAACAUUUUUAUUGGUUGAAAAUGAGGAAAGAUGUGAACAAAGUAUGCAAGCAAUGUUUUAAAUGUAAGGAGGCUAAGUCUAAGACACAACCACAUGGUCUUUACACACCUUUAGAUGUUCCUAGUGAACCAUGGGUUGACAUUAGCAUGGAUUUUGUUCUAGGAUUACCAAAGACUAGAAGACACCAUGAUAGCAUUUUUGUGGUGGUUGAUAGGUUUAGUAAGAUGGCACAUUUCAUUCCAUGUAACAAAACAGAUGAUGCUACCAAUAUAGCUAAUCUAUUCUUUAAGGAAGUGGUUAGAUUGCAUGGUAUUCCCAAAACCAUUGGUAGUGACAGGGAUGUAAAAUUUUUAAGCCAUUUUUGGAAGGUUUUGUGGGGAAUGUUGGGAACUAAGCUUCUAUUUUCUACAACAUGUCACCCUCAAACCGAUGGACAAACUGAGGUCGUUAAUAGAACAUUAGGAGUCUUACUUAGGUCACUAAUUUCUAAAAAUCUUAAGUCUUGGGAAAAGACUCUACCUUUUGUGGAAUUUGCAUACAAUAGAGCAAUACAUAGCACCACUCAAUGUUCACCGUUUCAGGUUGUGUAUGGAUUUAAUCCUUGA